This is a messenger RNA of Pelobates cultripes (western spadefoot toad), 8947 nucleotides long. NCBI's taxonomy places the organism in Eukaryota, Metazoa, Chordata, Amphibia, Anura, Pelobatidae. The record is from the annotation of a GenBank genome assembly.
AUGGAGUCAGAAAUUGUCCAAAUUGAUGCCAGAAGAUCGCAAGAGUGGAAUGAGGUGACUACCAAAGUCACGAUCCACGUGAAAAUGACAAGCAACGUCAACAAGGACACCAGUAGGUAAGCACUGUGACAAUAAUAAUUUUAUUCUACAAUUUGUGGUGUUCAAUACAAGAAGUCUUGGUUCUGUUCUUCCAUGCCUGCUCUCAGGGAGCAAUUGUAUUUACUAUCCAUCUAUCAAGUGCAUCAAUAUGAUACAUGCAAGGCUCUUACACAGAGGUGAACCCAUGGGAACUAUGAUGGACCGCCUGGCACCCUAGUACUUGCGAGUACCAUAAACAAUGCACUGGAACACCAUAACCACCAUAAACCCCAUGAACCGCCACAUCUCGGUUGGGGUCUCACCGUCCUCCACCUACCCUGGACCCAAGACCAGGAUCCAGCUCCCAGUGGGUAGACCUCUCCUAGUCCAGAGAGCGUAGCAGGAACAGCUCUUAUAAGAGCUAGUGAUUAUACUAGCAACUGUACUAAUUAUAAUCCAAUUAUCUCCAAGCACAGAAAAAAACACACUUUUUAAAACACUCCAAAAGUACCCUAAAAAUACAUAAAACCCCCCAUGUUACAUCCCCUGAUAGCCCUGAUCUGGGUGACCAACAUAUCCAAAAAUCACCCAGAUCAGUUAAGGGUUUCAGGAAUUUCCUGGAAGUCUUAUUUUUGACCGACCGUGCACAUGGUCCUAUACCCAAAACAGUUCCAGGGAAUCAGGACUAACGGUCGGUCUCUCUGUCUGGAGUACAAAAGUACAUAACUCACAUGAACAGAGCCUUUGAAAGUGCAUUGGGCAAGGUAUAUUGCAGGGCCCAUAGUCCUGAGGCAAGAGGCUCGCGAGGUGGCCCCUCCAAGAACCAGUGACGAGGUUCAGUUCGUCACAGGAACUCCAUUUCCUUACUAUAUAUACAUUGACAACAACGUUUCCACAUUUCUUUCUGUUAAAAGAGUGCUGACUACAGUACAUGAGGAUUCAUACAGAGAUUUGGGCAUUUUACAAUAGCAGUGAAGCUAAUGUGGAAGAUCUCUACAUUUAUUCCUAUGCCGUUUUUAAAUCAUGAGUACUCUGUAUAUAAUCCUUUGAUUUUUCCCUUCACACAAUACCAACAUCAUCUGACAGACUGGCACGCUGCCCAUGGUGGAUUGCCACAUUAACAGCCUAAAGUGAGGUAGGUGUGAUGAAACAGUUAUCUUUCUAUGUAUGAUGAAUAGGUCAACAAAAAACACAAAUGGCACACUCACCCUUAUAGUGCAAUGCUAAAAUACAAUGGAUAGUUACAUUUUCUUUUUUAAAUGUUGUAGAUAACAUAAGGAUACCUCAAAUUCCUCAAAAUAUAAAACAACACAAGAAUAUAUCUACAAAUAUAAAACAACAAAAAUAGAGUAGUAUAGUAAUAUACCUGGAGAAAUAAGAUUUCAAGGUUAGACUCACAAGUGUCUAAUAAAAUGCAGGCUCAUCUGAUAUGAUGGUAAAAUCUCUGAUAGGCAAGGUCUUCUAUAUUUUCAGGAGUGCAUGUAAAAGAAACAAUGGAAAACCAUUGUGAUAACAGUGUAUGAAGGUACAACCGACUGCUUUAUUAAAUCGCACUUACAAGAUAAAAUAUAGUUAAAAGACUAUCAACAAAUCUCUGAUAUUGCUGGAUCAAUAGUUAAAGUGCAAAUGUAAAAUAAACCUGAUCUUCCUUUACACUGAAUGAAAUCUAUGAUGUUUGCAUAAAAAUAAUGAACAAUGGUGCAUAUGUAUCUCACCCUACGCAUUUCGUCUCCCAGGAGACAUUCUCUGGGGUAAUACAAUUAAGUAUGGUCCACAACAUCUAGUACAGUGUCUAGUGACUAGUACAGUGAAGUUGCCAUUGUUCCCUUGCGUGCCAGAUUACAUUGAUGUCACUUAAACCAUUUAAUUAUAUUAACAAAUGGCUGGACUUUUUCCAGACAGACCUCAUAUAUUGCAGACUACGUACACCCCUUCAUGGCAAUCGUGUUCCCUGAUGGCAGGUGCCAGGAUAAAACAACCCUUUCACACUGCAAACAUUGUUCAGCAUUGGAUUGAGGCACAUGACAAAGAGUUCAAGGUGUUGCCUUGGCCUAAAAAUUGCCUAGAUUUCAAUCCGAUUGAGUAUCUAGGGGAUGUGCUGGAACAACCAAUAUUAUCCAUGAAGGCUCCACCUUGCAACUUGCAGAAGUUACAUAGUUACAUAGUUACAUAGCUGAAAAGAGACUUGCGUCCAUCAUGUUCAGCCUUCCUCACAUUUGUUUUUUGCUGUUUAUCCAAAAGAAGGCAAAAAAACCCAGUUUGAAGCACAAUUUUGCAACAAGCUAGGAAAAAAAUUCCUUCUUGACCCCAGAAUAGCAGUCAGACUUAUCCUUGGAUCAAGCAGUUAUUACCCUACAUUGAAAGAUUAUAUCCUUGAAUAUUCUGUUUUUGCAAGUGUGCAUCUAGUAGCUGUUUGAAUAUCUGUAUGGACUGUGAUAAAACCACUUCUUCAGGCAGAGAAUUCCACAUCCUGAUUGUUCUUACAGUAAAAAACCUUUCCUUUGCCUUAGACGAAAUCUUCUUUCUUCCAGUCUAAACGCAUGGCCUCGUGUCCUCUGUAAAGUGCGGGUUGGGAAUAGAUUUCCACACAAUGGUUUGUAUUGGCCCCGAAUAUAUUUGUAUAAUGUUAUCAUAUCCCCUCUCAGGCGACGUUUUUCUAAACUAAAUAGGUUUAAAUUUGCUAACCUUUCUUCAUAGCUGAUUUGUUCCAUUCCUUUUAUUAAUUUUGUAGCCUGCCUAUGCACUUUUUCUAGUGCCAUGAUAUCCUUCUUUAGAACAGGUGCCCAAAAUUGUACAGCAUAUUCAAUAUGGUGUCUUACCAGUGAUUUAUAAAGAGGCAAAAUGAUAUUCUCGUCCCGAGAAUGAAUGCCCUUUUUCAUGCAUGACAAUAUCUUACUGGCCUUGGCCACUGUUGAUUGACAUUGCACAUUGUUGCAUAGUUUGUUGUCUAUAACAAUUCCCAAGUCCUUUUCGUGUGUUGUUAUCCCUAAUUCGCUUCCAUUAAGGGUAUACGUUGCUUCUGUAUUCUUUACGCCGAAGUGCAUAACUUUGCAUUUUUCAACAUUAAAUUUCAUCUGCCAUUUGAGUGCCCAGACCCCCAGUCUAAAUCCCUCUGAAGCAAAUUAAUAUCUUGCUCACAUUGUAUUAUUUUACAAAGUUUUGUGUCAUCUGCAAACUUCAAGAUCAUUUAUAAACUUGUUAAAUAGUUUGUCUGUCUUCAAGAUCAUUUAUAAACUUGUUAAAUAGAAGGGGUCCCGGAACAGACCCCUGAGGGACACCAUUUGCCACCUCUGUCCAGCUUGAAAAUAUACCAUUAAUGACAACUCUUUGUACUCUGUUUUUAAGCCAAUGUUCUACCCAAGAACAAGCAUUUUCAUCUAGACCGAUUUCCUUGAAUUUGAACACUAAUCUAUUGUGUGGAACUGUAUCAAAUGCCUUUGCAAAAUCCAAAUAGAUCACAUCCACGGCAACACCCUGAUCUAUACUUCUACUUACUUCUUCGUAGAACGCAAUCAAGUUAGUUUGACAUGACCUGUGCUUCAUAAAACCGUGCUGAUUUUUGCUGAUAACCAUGUUCUUCUCAAGGAAUUCUUGAAUAUUAUCCCUUAAUAACCUUUCAAAUAUUUUACCAGCCACAGAAGUUAAGCUCACAGGUCUAUAAUUUCCAGGCAAGGAUUUUAAACCCUUUUUGAAUAUAGGAACUGUAGGAAAUUGGCAUUCCGUGAGAUGUUUGUUUGUCACAUACCAGUUUUCUUAAAAAAUCGAAUCCAGUAUCUUGCAGUUAAAACUUAUGUUUAUUCAAACAUACACAUCAUCCGGUAAUAACAUAUAGUCAUUAACAGUCUUUGUCCAAUACAGAGCAAUGUUCAUGAUGUUGUCCAUUUUUGAUGUUAAAGGUAUUGGCCACGAAUUUUAAGCUACAAUCAGUUUUAUAGGUUUAAAAUUCAGUUACAGAGGGGCGUAUACAUAAGAUUGCCUUACUUUAAAAUAAGUGGCUAUCUUAGAAAGAGGGGAGGGAAUCUAUGAUUAAAGCCAUACGUUAUAUUGUUUUGGUAAGUUACCCACAAAGAAGUUCUAUAUGCAUGGUAAAUGAAUAGAUGCCUUUAGAAACAUGAGCCUUGGUAAUACAGAGGGAGACUGGCUAGCAAAGCUUAGGUCAAAGGUUACUAUAAACAGGCCCUUCAUCUAUCACUCUUAAAGUGAACCAGAUGUGGUCUCCAUUCCUAUACAAUGAAAGCCUGUUAUACUAUAGGACUAGGUAUGGCUUCUCAAUUUCAGUGUUCUGGAAGUAAUCCGAAUAAAACUUAUAAUAUUUAUAUCAACACAUUAAAUAUUUAAUAGUUCAUAAAAUAUAUUUCAGGAACCACAUCUGCCUUCCUCCAAUCCUCUGAAACACUUCCUGAAAGAAAAGAAUCUUGAAAGAUUAAAAACAGAGGUUCACUUAUUUCUACACUUAGUUCCUUAAGUACAAGUGGAUGGAUACCGUCAGGCCCUGGAGCUUUGUUUAUAUUAACUUUCUUUAGUUGCUGCAGCACCUUGUCUUGAGUUAAUCAAUUACAAUUAUUCUGCAAGUUUUUAGUAGCAAUCAUUUGCACAUCUAUUGCUAUGCGUUCUUCUUUAAUACAUACAGAGGAGAAAUAGUUAUUUAAAAUUCCUGCCUUUUCCUGGUCUUCAUUAACUAACACCCCCGUUUCAGUUUUUAGUGUACCUACACUUUCAUUUUUGGAUUUUUUUGAAUUUAUGUACUUAGUUAAAGAAUCUGUUGCUAAUGUCCUGGAACCAGAUACCACAGGACAUGUCCAGAGGUCUUGAGGUGUCCAUGGCUCGAUGCAUCAGAGCUGACCUACAUGAUAUUAGUUAGGCGGUUUUGGCUGAUCAGUGUAUAUACAAACACUUCACAUUCCUCAUAGGCUGUUCACUAAACAUUUAAUUUUAGGAAGUGAAAAUCUGAACUGCAUCAAUAAGGGCAAAAUAGCAGAUUUGGAAAAGUUCUCCAACUCAGCUAUAGUAAUAUUUUACAAAUGUGUUUUGGGAUUUUACCACAGAAUAUUUAAACCGGAACCACUGUCCAUCAUCCCUUUAAUGCGGUGCAGUUGCCCUGUCCCCUUAGCAGAAAACACUCCCAAAGCAUAAUGUUUCCACCUCCAUGUUUGACGGUGGGCAUGGUGUUCUUGAGGUCAUAGGCAGCAUUCCUCAUCCUCCAAACUCCGCGAGUUGAGUUGAUACCAAAGAGCUCAAUUUUGGUCUCAUCUGACCAAAACACUUUCACCCAGUUCUCCAUUGAAUCAUUUAGAUGUUCACUGGCAAACUUCAGAUGGGCCUGUACAUGUGCUUUCUUGAGCAGGGGGAUUUUCAUGGCGUAAUGUGUUACCAAUUGUUUUCUUGGUGACUAUGGUCCCAGCUGCCUUGAGAUCAUUAACAAGAUCCUACCGUGUAGUUCUGGGCUGAUUCCUCACCAUUCUCAUGAUCAUUGAAACUCCACGAGGUGAGAUCUUGCAUGGAGCACCAGACCAAGAGAGACUGACAGUUAUUUUGUGUUUUUUCCAUUUGCGAAUAAUCGCACCAACUAUUGUCACUUUCUCACCAAGCUGCUUGGCGAUGGUCUUGCAGCCCAUUCCAGCCUUGUGUCUACAAUCUUGUCCCUGACAUCUUUGGACAGCUCUUUGGUCUUGGCCAUGGUAGAGAGUUUUGAAUCUGAUUGAUUGCUUAUGUGGACAGGUGUCUUUUAUGCAGGAACAAGCUGAGAUUAGGAGCACUCCCUUUAAGAGAGUGCUCCUAACCUCAGCUCGUUAUCUGUAUAAAAGACACCUGGGAGCCAGAAAUCUUGCUGAUUGAUAAGGGAUCAAAUACUUAUUUCACUCAUUGAUAUGUAAAUCAAUGUAUAACUUUUUUUAAAUGACUUUUUUCUGGAUUUUUUUAUUUGUUAUUCUGCCUCUCACUGUUAAAAUACACCUACCAUUAAAAUUAUAGACUGAUAAUUUCUUUGUCAGUGGGCAAACAUUCAAAAUCAGCAAGGGAACCAAAUUGUUUUUUCCCUCAUUGUAUAGGAUAUUGCCAAGUGAAUCAUGUGUAUAAGUAUACUCUGUGUGUAUCCACUGUGAAAUGUAUUAUCUGUUGGAUUAUACAUUGUUAUUAGCAAGUCACCUAAAAUCUCUCAGCCCAGCCCCGCCACUGGCAUCACCCCCACUCACAUCCCUAAAAUGUCACCAGAACAACUACAGUUUAUUGCAUUUGUUCUGGUGAGUAGAAUCAUUGCCUUCAGGCUUUUUACAUUACAGCCUAGGGAUAUCUCCACUGGCCACUCCUUAGAUGGCUACUAAAGCUGCUUUCUUUGGGCAGUGCUGCCCUCUGCAUGCAGACACUGAACUUUCCUCAUAGAGUUGCAUUGAUUCAAUUCAUCUCUAUGAGGAGAUGCUGGUUAAACAGGGCUGUGUUUGACUUGUGCUGGCUCUGCGCCUGAUCUGCCUCAUUGACAGUCUCAGCCAAUCCUAUGUGAAAGCAUUGUGAAUGGCUCAGACCACCACUUCUGAUGAUGUCAGCAACCAGAGGCAGUUCACAGGCAGAGGCAGCAACUUCAGACUUGAAUACAAGUAAGAUUUUACUAUAUUUAGGGAGGCAAGAAGGGACCAAGGGGGCUUGAGGGUGGUUUUAACACUAUAGGGUCAGGAAUACAUGUUUGUGUUCCUGACCCUAUAGUGCUCCUUUAAAGUGUCCAUCUUUGUCCAUUUUAAAUAUUUGGAGAUUAAUUAAGCCUACAUGUCUUUAAAUAUUUGGGUGAUUAUCUGGGGUUUAGUAAAUGCAUGAAUUUCUAUUAACUGUUUUAGCUGGUGCAUAAUUGCCCAAAUAAUCAUUGUGAAAACAAAAAAUCUCUGAAUUUGACCCAAAUUGCAGAAAUAGAUAAAAUGCUCUGUUUUUUGCUUUUGUGCUAGGCAAAGCCUUUACCUGGCUAACAAUGUCAUCAAGAAUGCAAUUGAAACUCCUUAUCCACUUAUAAGACUUCAUCACUCCAUCACUCCACAACCUUCGUCCCACUUGUAUAUCUGCACUUAUUAAAUAUUCUUCAACAUGGCCUUUCUACGUCUCUAAUGACCUAAUGUUCUCAAUCUUCCUACUGCCAAGACUUUUUCUGAGCUUCCUCACAUCUAUGGACCUCGCUAACCUCUACUUCUAUCCUCUAACAAACAUUCUAUUAAAACUAUAAAGAUACAAACUUUUCUAAUAACACCCGUUACUCUAAAUAUCCAGUUAUGGUAAAUUUGCAUAAAUAAGUAGCAGUAUGGUAAUAAAUCAAUCAUGGAAUAUCCAUAUCAUUGCAUAAAUUUAAAGGUACAGGAAGGGUUGCUUUUAACUACUGAAAAUGCUAUAUAAAAAUUUAUUGUCGGCACCAUAUAAGCAUCACUCUUCUUUUUAGAUUGGGUGGAUAUGUCUGCCUGGAUUCUGCAUUAACACAGGUGGCAGACUUAGUAUUUUUUUAAUAUUAAGCAAGUUAUUGCUAAUACUAUAUAAUAUUGUAUUAUUUCAUUAAUAUCGGAAAAUCUAAGAAAUUUAAUUUACUUGCAAUUUACAUAGAGAAGACAAAGAUAAUCACAGAGUCUAAUUUCUAACAUGAACAAAAAAAAUCUGUUAGUUCAAGUCAUCUAUUUGUUUAGUGUUUCUAUUAUUUUCAGGGACAAUAGUGCUAGUGCAGUAACGUUGCUUCAUUUAUAAUAACCACACUAGAAAAAAACAACAAACAAAAAAGCAAAAAAACAAAAGCAAAACAACAACAAACCAAACUAGAGGUGAAAACAUUGUGUUUAAAAUUAUUAUCCAAUUCACAUCUCUAAUCAUUAUUCAUUAUUUAGAAAGCUGCCAACAUAUUCUGCAUAGCUUGUUACAAUUCUAUGUUUGACUCCAAUUUAUAACAACGCUCUAGAAGCUAACUCCAAGGACAAGUAUAGUCAAAGAAAGAAACGUUAUUGUGUUUUACUGCAACCAAGAUUUUUUUUUUUCAUUAACUCAAUAAAAGCAUAAGGCUUGUGAGAGAGAAUUGACAAUUAGAGGAGCAAGAGCAGAAUGUAGUACUCCGUCAGGCAGGGCAUUAGGUGGUCAUGGGAAAGUGAGAGGAAUUGUAUUACUCAAAGACAAGAGGCAGUUAGCAGGAUCGGUCUUUAAGCGCUGGCGAUUGUAAAUCAUAAACUGUUGGGCAGAAACAGGUCAGGAUGGACAAUAGUCGGUUUAUACAGAAUGGUCAGUAAAAAUAGGCAUUCAGAAAAUAGGUAAACCUCCAACUGGACCUUUGACAUUUGGGACAAAUAAACACGCAUGACUUGUUGAUGCAAGGUUUUGUAGCAGAACAGCAAAAUCUAAGGGAAUGAUGGGCAUUACAAUUAUUGGUUAAUAUAGAUAAUACAUCGGGGGUAUGGUCUGGAGAAUGAGAGACAUGGUGGCAUAGACCCACAGCUCCACUUACACCAGAAUUAAUGCAGCUGUUAAAGCGGACAGUGCGACUUUUUGUUUUGACAAAUAGUAAGACAUGAUCGGCACUAAGCCAAAGAAGACCCAUGCAAAAUGAAACACAGUUCUUACCUCAAAAACUGGCAACAGAAGAGGAUUCCAUGGCCUCAACUCUAUCUUGGCCAUAUGAACAGGCCUCAGACUCCUUGAUCUCAAUUGCAGUCCUUCUAGAGUCACCAGCCUUCCCAGAAAAGAUGAAGCUAAUGCUACAGGACCUCAGAAGGACCUGCAAUCAGACCAUUCUUUGGAGCUGGUUAAAACUAUAGGAAAACUGGGAGAGAGGACAGAUAAGUUGGAACACAAAAUGGAUGAUAUUACUGAUUUGCACAAUGCAUUGGUGAAUGAACACAAGGUGUUCAGACAUAAUAACUAG